Messenger RNA from Alnus glutinosa, 683 nucleotides. RefSeq names its product ubiquitin-ribosomal protein eL40 fusion protein. The record is from RefSeq and is a predicted model, not a curated record. Gene Ontology annotation, biological process: modification-dependent protein catabolic process; protein ubiquitination; translation. Lineage: Eukaryota; Viridiplantae; Streptophyta; Magnoliopsida; Fagales; Betulaceae. Gene Ontology annotation, cellular component: cytoplasm; ribosome; nucleus. Gene Ontology annotation, molecular function: structural constituent of ribosome; ubiquitin protein ligase binding; protein tag activity. The transcript has 5 exons. The coding region runs from base 56 to 442 and encodes 128 amino acids.
AAAGCAACCUAACAACCAUCCCAAACCCUCCCCCGUGCGAGAGAGCGAAAGCAAAAUGCAGAUCUUCGUGAAAACCCUAACCGGCAAGACCAUCACCCUCGAGGUCGAGUCCAGUGACACCAUCGACAAUGUCAAGGCAAAGAUUCAAGAUAAGGAAGGUAUUCCACCGGAUCAGCAGAGGCUGAUAUUCGCGGGGAAGCAGCUAGAGGAUGGCCGUACUCUCGCGGAUUACAACAUCCAGAAAGAGUCAACUCUUCAUCUUGUUCUGAGGCUUCGUGGUGGAAUCAUCGAACCAUCUCUUAUGGCAUUGGCCAGGAAAUACAACCAGGACAAAACGAUUUGCCGCAAAUGCUAUGCACGCUUGCACCCACGUGCUGUAAACUGCAGGAAAAAGAAGUGUGGACACAGCAACCAGCUGAGGCCAAAGAAGAAGAUCAAGUAGACUACUGAUUGUGAGGAAGAAGUGCUAUGCAUUCUAGUGGGUCACUGUCUGUUUUGUUUGAACCAUGGUAGUAUCAAAAAGUUUGUUAGUAGACUUUUAGAAAUCCGACAUGUAGCUUUGUACUUUUGAGAUGGUUGCAAUGUUACUUUGUUCUAAAAUGCUUUGAAUUUUUUAGGGCAUUGCAUGUGCCUUGACAGCUAUUCGUUUUUGAUGUGUUGUGAAAUCAAACCUAUUACUUUUA